AGAGAAUCUGACCCAAGAUAAAGUUGCGUUGGAAAAGCGUUUGAAUUUGCUGUCCAACUUGGCCAGUAUAGAUGAUUUUACGAAGAUAAUCAUUGAGGAAAUGUUAAAGGUCAUUGUUACUAAAGAUACGGAAGCAUUUAAAGUUGUAGAGGCUAUGAAUGAAUCAAUGUCCAAUGCUAGUCUAUAUUCUAAUGAGAAAUUAUCUGAAAUCGAGAGUGAUCAUGGUCUUAUUGAUUCUAUAUUAUCUUGGGUUACUUCAGAACUGCAUACAGGAUCACAGGAGGCCUUGUCGCACGGUUUUAUGUUAAUAGCUAAUACAGUGAGUAGUUUACAAGAAGAGAAGCAACAGAAAAUAUUGUCAAGGCACACAGAGAAUAUUCUGGAAAAGUUUAAAAGUGAUGAGGCCAAUUUUCACUUGGUACACUGCCUGUAUAGUUCUGUUCAUCAGAGUGUGUACAAUUCUAGUUUCGAGGACAUAAUGACGAUGGCUCUAACUCAAUCGUUAGAUAGUAACGAUGAUAUUAUUCGGACUAAAGCUUGUGUAAUAGUGGCACAUUUCUUGAAUAAGGCUGAGUAUGGUCAGAAGUUCGAACUUUUGUAUGAACUGUUGAAGAAUUUUCUUUCUAAGGGCAAUAGAGAGCAAGCUUUAUCAUCAAGACUAAUAGUUUUGUAUGGAUGGAUAACAAAGGCUUUAAUUAUGAGAGGAAAUGAACUGUUUACAUUUUGGCUGCAAAAGAUCAUGACCACUCUAUCAUCACCAGAAUUCAGUCAACACGGCUGCGAAGCUAUCCAACUGAUCAUGACUGACUACCCCGAUUACCUGAACAGAAAACAGCAUUGCAGAUCUGGUUUGUUAUACAAGCAAAGGUUUUACCAGAACUUCAAAUCACUAACCAGUACAGUCGGGCCAGUGGAGGAUGAGACAAAGCAAUAUUAUCUGCUGAGUUGGGCGUAUGUACUUGAAAAGGUGCCGAAGACUGUACUUAAUAGUGAUGUUGGACAG
This is a messenger RNA of Ostrinia furnacalis (Asian corn borer), 1003 nucleotides long. Its product is annotated as MMS19 nucleotide excision repair protein homolog. Gene Ontology annotation, cellular component: cytosolic [4Fe-4S] assembly targeting complex. The transcript is spliced from 2 exons. The record is from RefSeq and is a predicted model, not a curated record. The annotation marks the transcript as partial. NCBI's taxonomy places the organism in Eukaryota, Metazoa, Arthropoda, Insecta, Lepidoptera, Crambidae.